This is a messenger RNA of Carassius gibelio (silver crucian carp), 3004 nucleotides long. Its product is annotated as 17-beta-hydroxysteroid dehydrogenase type 3-like. The record is from RefSeq and is a predicted model, not a curated record. Gene Ontology annotation, molecular function: testosterone dehydrogenase (NADP+) activity. The transcript has 4 exons. Lineage: Eukaryota; Metazoa; Chordata; Actinopteri; Cypriniformes; Cyprinidae. Gene Ontology annotation, cellular component: endoplasmic reticulum. Bases 448 to 870 code for a protein of 140 amino acids.
UUUGGUGUUUUGGGGAGCCUUUAGUUAAAUUAUAUCACUGAUCUGGCUGGUUUAGUGACAAUAUUGCCAAAGUAUUGAAGACAUUUAAAAUUUAAAAUCCGUUCUGUAAGAUCAAGAUAGCAGUGUGAAAGGAUUUAAGUGCUGAAAUGUGAUUCCUCUGUCCGGAAUGAGCCUACAUUCUGUGACACAAAUUCCCUCCUCUCUUUGAUUUGGAUAACAAUAGGUGAGCUUACUCACAUUAAAUGCCACAACAGUCACAAAAAAUAGGAAUGUGAAUUCUAUCCUGGUGAGAAAGGGCAGAGUAGAUUCUGAUUGGCUGAGGGCGCUGUCAGCACUGUGUUUUGAAGCUUGUAGUCAGAUUAAAUAAGAGAAUAAGAGAACCGUGGCAGUUAAAAGAGGGGCCAAGAUAGCAGGAAGGACUCACUUUAACCCUUGAGAAUUGCUGUCAUGACGCUCGCUGAGAUUAUCUUCAUUUUUACCGGGACUUGUGCUGUCCUGGUUUUUGGAGGGAAAUUAGUAUGCCUGUUUAUGAUGCUUGUCCCGAAGCUCUUCUGUCCUCUUCCUGAGUCUUUUUUCACCACACUAGGGAAAUGGGCAGUGGUCACUGGAGGGUCAGAUGGAAUAGGAAGAGCAUAUGCAGAAGAGCUUUCCAAACUAGGUAUGAGUGUGAUCAUCAUCAGCAGAAAUCAAGAGAAACUUGCCAGAGCAGCAAGGAAGAUCGAGCUCACUACAGGACAGGAAGUCAAAGUAAUAGCUGCUGACUUCACCAAAGAUGACAUAUAUGGACACAUUAAUGAAAACAUCAAGGGUUUGGAUAUUGGUAUUUUAGGUCAGCAUCAGAUGUCUCAAUGUGCCAAAGUAUUUAUUUGAAGGGUUAGUUCACCAAAAAUGAACUACUCAAGUCAUCCUAGGUGUACAGGUGCUAAUUCCAUUCAAAAAGUGAAACUUGUAUAUUAUAUUCAUUCAUUACACAUAGACUGAUAUUUUUUCAAAUGUUUAUUUCUUUUAGUAUUUAUUUCAGUUUCUCAGAAAAUUUUUAUAUUACUUAAGACCACCACAAAGAAAGGAUUUUAAGAAAUCUUGGCCAACUGAAAAGUAUGAACAUGAAAAGUAUGAGCAUGUACUGCACUCAAUACUUAGUUGGGGCUCCUUUUGCCUGAAUUACUGCAGCAAUGUGGCAUGGCAUGGACUCGAUCAGUCUGUGGUACUGCUCAUGUGUUAUGAGAGCCCAGGUUGCUCUGAUAGUGGCCUUCAACUCUUCUGCAUUCUUAGGUCUCACAUAUCGCAUCUUCCUCUUCACAAUAACCCAUAGAUUUUCUAUGGGGUUAAGUUCAGACGAGUUUGCUGGCUAAUUAAAAACAGGGAUACCAUGGUCCUUAAACCAGGUACUGGUAGUUUUGGCACUGUGUGCAGGUGCCAAGUCCUGUUGGAAAAUGAAAUCUGCAUCUCCAUAAAGUUGGUCAGCAGCAGGAAGCAUGAAGUGCUCUAAAACUUCCUGGUAUACGGCUGUAUUGACCUUGGACCUCAGAAAACACAGUGGACCAACACCAGCAGAUGACAUGGCACCCCAAACCUUCACUGACUGUGGAAACUUUACACUGGACCUCAAGCAACGUGGAUUGUGUUCCUCUCCUCUCUCCCUCCAAUCUCUGGGACCCUGAUUUCCAAAGGAAAUGCAAAAUGUUCAGAGAUCAUAACUUUGGACCACUCAGCCGCAGUCCCAUCCUUUUUGAAGCGAGACACUUCUGAUGCUGUCUGUUGUUCAAGAGUGGCUUGACACAAGGAAUGCAACAGCUGAAACCCAUGUCUUGCAUACGUCUCUGCGUAGUUGUUCUUGAAGCACUGACUCCAACUGCAGUCCACUCUUUGUGAAUCUCCCCCACAUUUUUGAAUGGGUUUUGUUUCACAAUCCCCUCCAGGGUGCCGUAAAUCCCUAUUGCUUGUACACUUUUUUUCUAACACAUCUUUUCCUUCCCUUCGCCUCUCUAUUAAUGUGCUUGGACACAGAGCUUGGACAUCUUUUAGACAACUGUCAAGUCAGCAGUAUUCCCCAUGAUUGUGUAGUCCACAGAACUAGAGUUAAUUAGAGUUAAUUAGCUGAUUAGAGUGUGGCACCAGGUGUCUUCAAUGUUGAAUGAAUGAAUAUAAUAUACAAUUUUCACUUUUUUUAAUGGAAUUAGUGUAAUAAAUCAACUUUCUGAUGGUCUUCUAAUUAUAUGACCAGCACCUGUAUAUGACUUUCUAUUUUAGACGAAUCCAGUCGAAAAUUAUCUUUUAUCUUUCAAGCUGUUUCAUGGCACUCAGUGGGUGUUGCAAAAAAGUUAUAUAUAAAGUGCCCUUCCAUUAAAAACAGUGUUCUGAGCGGCACAUGCACAAAGCUGACCUCCAUACAUCAUCCGCCCCGAACUGCUUCCAUGUACAACAGUGAUUAUUACGUUUUGAAUAUGUACAUUUUUCUUACAAAAAUACAUCUAAUGCUGGACACUGUUUUCAUGGAUGACUGAUUUUUAUUUAACUUGUUUUGGACUGAUGCAUGCAACAUCUGCUGGGUGCCGUGAAACAGCUUGAAAUAUCAAAAACAAUUUUUAAUAUAACUCUGACUGGAUUCGUCUGAAAGAAGAAAGUCAUAUACACCUUGGAUGACUUGAGGGUGAGUAAGUUAUGGGCGAAGUUAAGGGUGAACUAACCCUUUAAAGUUCUAACAUGUUCAACUGUGCUAAUCCAAUUUGUUAUACUUUACUUUAAACACAGUGAACAAUGUCGGGAUUCUGCCCAGCCAAAUACCCUGCAAGCUACUUGAAACCUCUGACUUAGAAGAAGUGAGGUUACCAAUGGUUCAUACAGUCAUUGCUAAUGCUUUUAAUAUUAUAAAGCCUAUAAAGAAUAUGCUACUGCCAGCUCUCAUUAAUAAAGUAUUAGUCUUUGAAAAUAACUGCAGGUAUUACAUAUUGUAGUAAUAGAAAAUUACCCAUAAUAACUACAUAGAAACAUAUUUUUUUUAAAU